Molecule: messenger RNA, 2976 nt
Organism: Danaus plexippus (monarch butterfly)
Lineage: Eukaryota; Metazoa; Arthropoda; Insecta; Lepidoptera; Nymphalidae
Product: U2 snRNP-associated SURP motif-containing protein
Exons: 17
Coding region: 260-2917 (885 amino acids)
Biological process (GO): RNA processing
Cellular component (GO): nucleus
Molecular function (GO): RNA binding
Source: RefSeq, a predicted model, not a curated record
ACUUGUUUAUUUGUAAUUUUAGGUUACAGUGUACUAGUGUAAUCGGUUUCUGAGUUUUUCGUGAUGACUUAAUUUCAAGUUUAUUACUUGUGAUUUAGGACAAAAUUUAUGAUUUCAUGCAAAAAUAAUUUAAAUCAAUUCAUUUGAAGUUUUACAAGUCCUAAAACUGAAAAGUAGAUGCCAUCACGAUAAUGCCGCAACAUUGCUGAAUUCAUUUAUUAAUUUAUUUAUAUUACAUAUAAUAAGGAGAAAAAUCAAGAUGAGUAGUCGUGGUUUAUCUAAAAAAGAGAUAGAAGAAUUAAGGAAGAAAGAAGAAGAGGAAGCUGCGGCGCACGUAUUUAAGGAAUUUGUUGAAACAUUCCAAGAAGUGCCGAGCACCACAUCCAAGGUCUGGGUCAAGGCUGGAACUUAUGAUGCCGGGGCGAGAAAGGAAGAUACAUCAGAGCGUGGUAAGCUCUACAAGCCCACGUCACGCCUGGAGGAGAAGCGUAGUGCCAGCGAGGCGGAUGUGGUCCGCAGCCUGGCUCGGUCCGACCCGCCCGGACGACCCAAGAAGAAGAGCGGAGACAAGAAGAAAAGCAACCUAGAACUGUUCAAGGAGGAGCUCCGGCAGAUCCAGGAGGAGCGCUCAGAACGUCACAAGUACAAGAACGUGCUGAGGGACCGAGGAGUGGGGGUACCCGAGCCAGUGAUUGACGUCAUCCCCGACGUGGGCUCCUACGACACUGGCGACCCCAACACCACCAACCUGUACCUGGGGAACUUGAACCCAAAGAUAACAGAGCAGCAGUUGAUGGAGAUCUUCGGUCGGUACGGUCCGCUGGCCAGCAUCAAGAUCAUGUGGCCUCGCUCCGACGAGGAGAAGGCGCGCGGCAGGAACUGCGGGUUCGUGGCGUUCAUGUCCAGGAAGGACGGAGAGAGGGCGCUGAGGUGCAUCAAUGGAAAGGAGAUAAUGAACUAUGAGAUGAAGCUGGGUUGGGGCAAGGCGGUGGUGAUCCCUCCGGUGCCUAUCUACAUCCCGCCCUCCCUCCAGCAACCCUGCAAGCCUCCCCCGCCCUCCGGGCUGCCUUUCAACGCACAGCCGCCCAGACACCUCGCCAACAAGAUACCAAGGAUCCGUCCGGGUGAAUACUACCCGAGCGACUCCGGCGACAAACAACUGUACGAUCAGAUAUUAUCCCAAUCCAUAGUCAAAGUCGUCAUUCCGACUGAAAGGAACAUCCUGAUGCUGAUCCACCGUAUGGUGGAGUUCGUGAUCCGCGAGGGGCCGAUGUUCGAGGCCAUCAUCAUGAACAAGGAGAUGAACAACCCCUACUUCCGGUUCCUGUUCGAGAACCAGUCGCCCGCACACGUGUACUACAGGUGGAAACUGUUCUCCAUGCUGCAGGGGGACUCGCCCAAGUCCUGGAACCUCGAGGACUUCAGGAUGUUCAAAGGUGGUUCCGUGUGGCGUCCGCCCGUCAUGAACCUGUACACGGCCGGCAUGCCCGACGAGCUCGUGGACGAAGAGGACGCCAAGGAAAACAUCCGAGGAACGCUCUCCAACAAUCAGCGCGACCGUCUGGAGGAGUUGAUCCGCAACCUGUCGCCGGCCCGCCGCAGCGUGGGCGAGGCCAUGGCGUGGUGCCUGGAGCACGCGGAGGCGGCGGGCGAGGUGGCGUGCUGCGUGAGCGAGGCGCUGUCCCAGCCGCGCACCACGCCCGCCCGCCGCGUGGCCCGCCUCUACCUGCUGUCCGACAUCCUGCACAACGCCGGCGCCAAGCUCACUAACGCCAGCGCCUAUCGCGGAGCGUUCCAAUCUCGUCUGGUGGACAUCAUGCGCGAGUGCCGCGUGGCGUGGACCCGGAUGUCGUCCCGCAUGCAGCAGGAGGGCUUCCGGGCGCGCGUCACACGCAUCCUGCAGGCCUGGGCCGACUGGGCCGUCUACCCCACAGACUUUCUGCUGCACAUCAACGACGUCUUCCUCGGACAGAAUAAGGAGGGCGAGACGCGUCCGACCCUUGAGGUCGAUCGUGACGAGGGGGACGAGGACGGUAACGCCUCCCCGGGGUCCUCCGCCUCGGGCGCCUCUGGCGGCUCCGGGGGUUCCGGGGGCUCCGGCCCGCUGGACGGAGCCGCGCUCAGGAGACUCGCUGAACAGAGACCUCCACAACUUAAUAUAAGACCGGAAGUUAACGACGACAUCGACGGUGUGCCGGUUGACGAAGAUAUAGACGGCGUUCCGCUGGACACGGAGGAGUGUUCUGCGGCCGAGGGCUCGAGCGUCGGUCGCAGUACGGCCGCGUUCGUGCCCUCGCGCUGGGAGAGCGUCGACCCCGGGCCCUCCACACACUCCAGGGACGACUCGCCGCCCAAAGACAGCUCUGAUGCGGAGCGUUCGAGUCAAUUCACUAGCUCGGGCGUAGGGGGGGUGGGGGGAGACUGCGGCGAGGGGGCGCUGAGGAGAGAAACACUGAGGGAUAUAGAGGUACGCGUGUUGAAGUACGCGGACGAGUUGGAGGCGGGCCUCAGGCCUAGCAAGUCAGGCCUGCCACACGCGCAACAGAUACAACAACACAGGAAGAAACUCAUCAGGAAGGCUCUCCGUGAGGCGAAGGAGGCUCGCGAGGCCGAGGAGCCCCUCUCCCCGGAGGACGACACCUUCUCCACCAGCUCCCGGAAGUCGAAGAAGUCGCGGGAACCGUCAAUGUCGCCGCCCACCAAGAGGAACAGGCCGGGAGAUCGAAAAUCAAGAUCAAAGUCGAGAUCACGCGAACGAGAUAGAGAACGAGAGAGGUCUCGAGAUAGAGAUCGCGAGCGAGAAAGAGACAGAGAUAGAGAACGAGACAGAGAUAGAGAUAGGGAGAGACGGAGGCGGUCGCCGAGCACGCCGCCCCAUCACAGGAAACACGCGAAGCACAGUAAAUAUAAGUACUAGCGUGACAUAGUAUAGUGGAAUACCUUUCCUUUGUAAUAAAAUAAAUUUUACUUCAGAAA